Tetranychus urticae (two-spotted spider mite) is the source of this 1053-nucleotide messenger RNA. The record is from RefSeq and is a predicted model, not a curated record. NCBI's taxonomy places the organism in Eukaryota, Metazoa, Arthropoda, Arachnida, Trombidiformes, Tetranychidae.
AUGAUUCAAUUGAAUCAAGUUACUCUUUCUUUGCAAGAGUUGAACCUAGGAAGGAUCACAACGAACCAUAACAUUUGUUUGGAUGAACCAAAAAGACUUGGAUACUUCUCGUCAUAUUACGAUAAUGAAAAUAAAUGUGUUUACUGUCCAGAUAAAUCAGCUCUACGGUACUUGGACUUACCUGAUCCAGUUAAUAUCAACUGUCUACAAGGAUAUGAUUCGAACGUAAAGUAUGGUAAUAAAGGCUCUAAAGGUACAAACUUAUUGCGAUGGAUUCUUGAAAAUGAAACAAUUGUGCGCAACUUUACUUACGAUUUCAUCUGUAGCAAUGGUUUAUUAAAAGAUCUGAUGGUUUCUUCAUAUUAUGAUUUCGAUUGGAACCUUUGUGCUGCCAAAAUCAAAGGGAAAAUUAUAUUGAAUAGAGUCGAUUCGAUUGAGAAGAAAGAAAAUGUUGAAUUUCAAUCAGAAAAGAACAAAAAAUCGACUUAUGUAGCUUUGAAUUUACAAAGUUUGAUAACCAAGAACAACAAUCAUUCUCAUUGUACUUCUGCCAGAGAUGAGGAUGCAUUUUUCGGUGUUUCUCACACAAAGAUUGGGUUGCAUCAAAUUUUGCAUUCAGGUUAUUUGGACUGUGUUGAAAGUGAACAGGAAAUGAGUAAAUCUUUCGAUGAUAUGAAGUUUGUUUUGGUCAAAAAGUACAAUGCUCCGAGAGUAUCACAUACAUCUCUUCAUGCCAACACUUGGUGGUCAUUGGCUAAACUUGCUGGAGUUGAUACAAUUGUUCGUGCUAAAUGCGAACAAGAUUUUACGGUUGAAAAUAUCGAUAAGUUGCAAGUUGAAAGGCUAAUCAAUAAACACAGACAAAUGAUAUUUGUUACUUCAUUAGAUUUGAUUCUCAGUCAUUUGAAGUCUGUUGUUACAGAGGAAAACAAAUGUUAUAACUUUAAUUUCAACGGCAAGAAUAAAAGGUUGACUGGAUACAUGACGAUGGAUCUAGAUGAUAAUCUCAUUCCAUCUUGGUAUAUUAAUGAACAACUUCCUCUUGAAGCUUAA